Cydia amplana is the source of this 976-nucleotide messenger RNA. Its product is annotated as long-chain fatty acid transport protein 4-like. NCBI's taxonomy places the organism in Eukaryota, Metazoa, Arthropoda, Insecta, Lepidoptera, Tortricidae. The coding region runs from base 1 to 858 and encodes 285 amino acids. Gene Ontology annotation, molecular function: long-chain fatty acid transmembrane transporter activity; long-chain fatty acid-CoA ligase activity. Gene Ontology annotation, cellular component: endoplasmic reticulum. The transcript has 7 exons. The record is from RefSeq and is a predicted model, not a curated record. Gene Ontology annotation, biological process: triglyceride homeostasis.
AUGGAGGAGAAAAGAGAGCGGAUGAUAUGGACAGAAUUUGUAACUCGGUUUAACAUAAAGAGAGUUGUAGAGUUCUAUGGGGCCACUGAAGGAAAUGCUAAUAUAGUGAAUAUAAAUAACAAGACAGGAGCGAUUGGAUUUGUAUCCAGGAUCAUACCUGCAGUAUAUCCAAUUGCUAUUCUGAAAGUUGAUCAAGAAACUGGGGAACCUAUCAGGAACUCGCGAGGUUUAUGUCAGUUGGCCAAACCGAACGAGCCCGGCGUGUUCAUCGGUAAGAUCCAGCCCAACAACCCCUCGAGAGCAUUCCUCGGUUACGCUGACAAAGCAGCUUCGGACAAGAAGAUAGUCAGAGACGUGUUCACUCAUGGAGACUCCGCUUUCAUAUCAGGCGACAUCCUAGUGGCAGACGAGUUGGGCUACUUGUAUUUUAGAGAUCGUACCGGGGACACGUUCCGCUGGCGCGGCGAGAACGUCAGCACCACCGAGGUGGAGUCCGCCGUGUCGCGCGUCGCUGACCAGAGGGACGCUGUUGUUUACGGAGUCGAGGUCCCAAACAUCGAAGGACGAGCGGGCAUGUGUGGCAUCGUGGACACGCAGGGAACUCUAGAUUUAGAUCAGCUGGCUAAGCUGAUCGCGAAGGACCUGCCGGCGUACGCGCGCCCCGUUUUCAUGCGGGUCAUGACCAGCGUCGAUAUGACGGGCACAUUCAAGAUGAGGAAGGUGGAUUUACAAAAAGAAGGAUUCAACCCAUCAGUAAUAAAAGACAAAUUAUACUAUUUAGAUAUAAAAUUAGGCAAGUACCUUCCAUUAGGACCAGACGAAUAUGAGAAGAUUGGAAAGGGACAAAUAAGACUGUGAUUAAAUUUAAGAUUAUCCUAAUAUGGGAAGAAUUAUUAAAUGCAUGCCAGAUGCUAACUGAAGCUGAGAAUACACAAACAGUUGAUUCUGGUGUGUAAUAAAGGGGCUAAAAGGACAA